This is a messenger RNA of Ectocarpus sp. CCAP 1310/34, 1899 nucleotides long. NCBI's taxonomy places the organism in Eukaryota, Phaeophyceae, Ectocarpales, Ectocarpaceae. The record is from the annotation of a GenBank genome assembly.
AUGUCAAACCUACCCUGUUUCGCCUUCGUUCAACUUGACACGCACCAGCGGACACAAGAGACGAUGUAUCGCCUUCGCCGACAAAUAAGAGAGGUAAUCGGCACAGAGAAAGUUGUGAAAAAAACCUUUGUUGAAGAGCAGAAUCUGCUCGGAGAAGACCUGGAAUCGGUGCUAGACGGAGCGCUGCAAUCGAAGGCCCCCGAAGAUGGGCAGAAUUUGAUCACGUACGCUGCCGCCCAGGGCAGGGAUGUGUGGUUUUUGUUCAUCGCCGGCAAGAUAAGGUCAAAGAUUGGGGUCCGCGCACUGGCCAAGGAGCUACGGGAACUAGACAUCGACCGGGCUCCUCUUUUGUUCAACGCGGCUGCCAGCCGAGGUGAAACAUCGUGUUUUCGAACGGCGCACGAUCUCGUCUACAAGGCCCUCGGGAAAGGCGGAUUGAUAGAGCAGCUCGAAGCUGUCGACGGCGAGGGUAGAACGAUGUUGAUGCACGCGGCACGGAGCAAUGAUGGUAACGCUUUUGACGAAAUUGUGGGCAUUUACUCGAAGGCCGUCCCUCUCACGUCUUCUGACUAUACCGCGAAAGACCGCAAGGGCAUGAACUGUCUCCACCACGCCGCGGAAGCGGGGUGUAGCGAGGUGCUGGGCAAGGUGAUUAAAAAGUACAGCGAUGCGGGAGGGUCGUCAUAUGCUGAGAGAGACAACAACAACCGAACCCCUGUAAUGUACGUAUUGAGCGACGCCACCCGGGACGUGCGCGCCGGUGACAGUCUACUAAAAAAGUUCACCUUGCUGUACAGCAACAUGCCCACAACUUGCGGUAAACAAGACGAGAAGGUGUCCGUUGAUCCCGGUGAACACGCCAAGGAAGGGUGGAUGGAGAUGACGGAUGUGCUUACGCAGCGAAUACAGAUCUCGAAAAGUCACGAGAUCACUAGGAAGGCGCGAGGAGUGACGGAAUUGAUGCAUGCUGCACGAGGUGGGUUGGGGUCCUUGGAGCUCGCUCUCAACGAACCUCUGCCCUCGUCUAGACUAGCGGAUGGUUCGAUAAGCCUCGACAUAGCGCUCAAUGUUAAGGCUUGUGACGAGGCAGCUUCGGACAAGCCAAGAUGGGAACCGCAACCUGCCUGGGGAAAAGGGUUGCUCCUAGCGGCGGCCGCCGAGCGGGGCGACAUUGAUGUGCUACACAUUGUCCUCACCGCCAUUCAGGACGGCGUGUUCACCAAGAAGCCGAACGCCGACAGAUUCACCUUGCGUAGGCAUGAGGGUCGCCGCGCAGGGUUGCCUUUCGGCGAGAAUGUGAAGACAGUUGUGCGAGAGAUGAGCAAAGGCGGGAAAUCCCUCUUUUCGCAAGCCAUCCUAUCAGGACGGACGGUUGCCGUUGAGCACGUUUAUCUCCUAAUCGUCAAGCUUUUCGGCGAAACCGACCCCGAGACCUGGGCUAUCCUUACCGGGAUAGACUUGCUUAGCGGUAAAGUCGCCGAGGCGAGCCCUCUUGCGUGCGCGGCGUCGGCGUCUAUGGAGCCCAGUGACCACGGGAGCAAGAUGUUCGACUUGGUAUACUCCUACCUUCAAACGCACGCGCCGAACGAAGAGGAGUUGCUGAUACAACUGGUACCAAAGCCGCCGCACUAUGAGCCAAAGACAACUAUUUCGCCUCUGGUGGGAGCUGCGUUCAGCAGCAAUUGGGUCCUGUUCUGGAGGGUCUACGACACCUACACAACGCUGGCCAAAAAGCCUUGGUUACGCACAAAUGUGAGCCAGCCGAACAGACGUGGAGGCGCGCGUAAGGACACGGUUUCAGCCUCUCCUAUUGUCCCCUGGUGUUUGGCGGCGCCCGAGCUCACUCUGGCCCUUGCUUUCUGCUCGUCCAUUUGUUUGCGUGUGCCGAAUGCGGGUUAG